This is a messenger RNA of Acipenser ruthenus (sterlet), 6486 nucleotides long. Its product is annotated as ataxin-1-like. Gene Ontology annotation, biological process: regulation of DNA-templated transcription; anatomical structure development. Gene Ontology annotation, molecular function: protein binding; RNA binding. NCBI's taxonomy places the organism in Eukaryota, Metazoa, Chordata, Actinopteri, Acipenseriformes, Acipenseridae. The transcript has 3 exons. The record is from RefSeq and is a predicted model, not a curated record. Gene Ontology annotation, cellular component: nucleus. The coding region runs from base 340 to 2715 and encodes 791 amino acids.
UUACGAACGCAGUUUGUGUCCACCAGCAGAGUUGUGAGGUCAUUCAGGAAGCAGAAGGGUGUCCGAAGUGACGUCAGCCAGGAGCGCCACUGAGAUGGACGGAACUUGUCAGCCCUGAGUCCUGAUGCGAUCUAAUAUUUAUUCAAUUAAAUUAUAAACAAACGAAAAACAAGGGCGGAAUGAGAUGGGGAGGAGGUGAGGCAAGGCCUGUCAGCAGGAGGUUCUCAGAGCUGUGUUGCGUGUCCUUACCCCCCCUGCUGACACACACUGCUCCCUCCGCAUUCCAGUGAGAGAGAGGUAAAGAGAGAACCCCCACAAGACACCCCCUUCAGCGAAACCAUGAAGCCUGCCCAUGAACGCAACCAGGAGAGCCUCCCCCCAAAGAAGCGGGACUUACCACUGAACAGCAGCGGAGGGGGGGACGAGUCGACGUCCACUCGCAGUUCGGGCUCGACGGGGAGCGAUGCCCCUGGCAGUGGCGUGGCUGGGGAAUGGAUGCGAGUCCAGACGGGACUGCAGUACAGCGUGGAGAUCUCUGAAAGCAUGGCCGUGCCCAUAGACCAGUACGGCAUGCUCUACAAAGUCGCCCUCCCCUCAGGCACCUACUCUCCAAACAGCCUGCACCAGGUCUUGAACAUGGGCCACCUUUCUCCUGCCUACAGCAUGCCCUCUCCCCUCCUGCAGCACCCAGGAAUCCCCUACCCCCCAAUGGGCUAUGCCCAGAUUCCCCACUCCUCCCUGCAGUUUGUAGGCGCCCCCUAUACUGUCCCGUAUGCUGUGCCUCCUGGCUUUGUUGUUCCCAGCUCCUUAAUCUCGCCCCAGGCUGCUAUACCCCAACAGCAUCAUGUUUCCCAUCUGGUUCCCUACCCUUCAGUUAUCCAGGAGGGAGUCAUUACCCCUCCCCCACAGUCCUCAGCCCAGGCUUUCACCAAAGUGGCCACAGCAGCAGGCCUUUCUGUGGUCCUAUCCUCCGAUCAUGCCACACAGCAGCAGCAUAUUGGAGCAGUUGCGGGGCGCACUGCGAAUGAAAUCAGCCCCAGAGGAGUGCCAGUCUACUACCACCACACCAGCUGUAGGGCUCCCCCUACUGCCGUGGCAGCUCCUGUUUACAGGGACGUUUUGAGCCAUCAUGACCAGGGGCUGGUGGCUGCUUCCCAGCAUGAGAGGGGGAAGGUGGUGAACGGAGGCGAGGAGGAGCAAGGGGGCAGAGAGCUGCUGCAGGAAUUGCUGUACUCCGGCAGAAACAUGCAAGUGCUCCACGUUGUGGCCAGCACAGCCGGGGGAGAGGGCUUUGUGGACGGGCAGCACGCCACUCAGCGGCAACCCCCCCACGAAGAGAGGCCAUCCCCCAGCCACAGGAGCACCCCUGACACUGACCUGGAGGUGCAGCAGGUGGUGGGGCGCCUGGCUUUUCCAAAUCAGAACGUCCUGGGAAAUCGUAAAGAAGCCUCCUUCGGCCCCCUGAACCUGUCACAGGGCUCCCAUCGGAGCAGAGAGAUCCUGCCCGCAGCCCAGGGUCGAAGUGCUGUCAGAGAGGAGACUGUGUUGCCAGGCAGGACUGCGUUCGGAGGGCAUGCUGCUGUUCAAGGCGACCCAAGAAUACAACAGCAGCAGCAGCAGCCACACCACCAGCUACCGCCACAGCACCACGCUGUGAUCCUGGCAAACGGGCAGCCUGUGUUGGUGCCUCUGGAGCAGAACCAGCAAUUCCAGCAGCAGCAAUAUCCUGGGCUACUAAACAACAUAACCACAACCACCACAGCAGCGGCAGUCGCAAAGGCCUCCGAACCUCCGGCCAGAACAUGCACCCCAGAGAGGGUGGUGGCAGCAGUGGAUGUUGCAGCCCAGCAGCAGGGGCAGCCAGUAUCGGUCCAGGCGCCCGUUGUCCCUCAACCUUCCCACUUCAUGAAGGGAGCCAUCAUCCAGUUAGCCAAUGGGGAGCUGAAGCGAGUGGAGGACCUGCAGACGCAAGACUUUGUGCGCAGCGCCGAGAUGAGCGGCGGUCUCAAGAUUGACUCCAGCAUGGUGGUGGACAUCCGCAAGAGCCAGCAGCGGCCUGGUUUGGUGGCCCUCCAGUUCACAGUCGGGGAGCAGCAGAACAAAGUGGCCAUUGAUGUCCCCCCCGAGCACCCCUUCUUUGUUUUCGGCCAGGGCUGGUCAUCCUGCAGUCCCGACCGGACGGUCCAACUAUAUGGGCUGUCCUGCCACCGAUUACAAGCAGGGGAUGUCUGUAUCUCGCUCACCUUGCAGCAGCAACAGCAAGCACAAACAAGGACACCCACAGUUACUAAUGUCAAUAGUGCUGGUAUCUCCCAGCCCAUGGGACCCCCAGCCUCCCAGCAAUUGAGGGCCCCCAGCCAGUUCAGAGCAGACAGGACUCACAGGGAGCGAGAGGAUGAAGAGGAAGCAAUGCAGGUCAGGGGAGCGGGAUCAGGGGAGACAGCACUCCAGACGGUUAGGACUUUUGCAAACCAGCCCAGAGGUCAGACCAGUUAUUAUUUGCACACAGAGAGCCAUCCCCAGGCAGGAGGGGAGCAGUCGCACACAACAAGUGCGGCUCAGCGGCGUUGGUCAGCGCCCGGUUUCCAAAAAUACGAGACCAGGAGCGAGGAAUCAGCCCAGCCUUCCUCCUCAUCCUCUGGCUGCUCCAGGCCUUCCUUCAUCCCUCAGGAGGUCAAGUUGUCCAUCGAGGGGCGGUCCAACGCGGGGAAGUAGCAGCAGCAAGAGAUUGUUGUGAGAGAGUGAGUGAGUGUGAGAGAGAGAGAGAGUGUGGCCUCAGAAUGCUUGAGAAUUUGCACACAAGAAGACGACAGCCUCCCCGCCUUCACUUAUCCCCUCUAACUCCAAGAUUCCUUGUCUUAGUCCUCGGGUCAUUCAAAGUCCUGUUUUUGAUUCAACCAGUUCCUGUUAACUUUUAGUUUUAUAUGUAAUAUGUUUCCUUACAAAGGCCAGUAUGGAACAGACACAUUCAGGAUAUGGGAAGUACUUCAUAUUGAUUUUGAACUAAAAUACAUAAUUUCUGAAACUUUAGCAGUGGCCGCCUUCAUGAUGCACAUACAGUAAUUCCCACAGACAAUUAAUGUAGCUCCUGGUUGAAACAGAAACACUUGGAUUAUAAUAGUGUUUUCCCCAGCACUGAAUUUAGCAACCAACUCACAGUCUUAUGAACCUUGGGAUUCCAAACCUAUAUGGUGGCUGUGAUUAAAAAUAAGAGGUGAGCAAGAGUUCAGGAAAACGGGUGUGCUUUUAAAAGGGUAUGGGUUUUAUACAAUUUUAGUAAUUUUUGGUAUGACCAAUUCUCCCCACAUCCAUUAUACCCCCUCAUAGAUUUCUGACACUUCAUUGCCUAUGUAGACACCUUCUGAAAGCAAUAUGACUCGGGAGCCAAUACAGGCCCCGACAGAGCUGGCUUUAUCCCAUACCUCCUCCUCUGCAUUGUAUACUGGGUGUAUCUGCUGUAGAAUUUUUAACUGGGAUCAUUCUCAGUUCAAUUCCAAACCCUCUUCAUAAAGUUUGGGAACUUGCUGAAUUCUCAGCAGUGUUUGUGAAUGGAUAUUGAACUUACCUGCCAGUAUUGUUUGGUUUGUGCAUUGCUGUUUGGUACCAUGGGCACUGACUUAAUCCAUUUGGGUAAGGCUGAGACGCUGCAUUUACAAAAUUCCAGAUCCUAGCCAGGAAAUGGCCGUUGUCGUGUCACAAUUCAUAAAAGUAGCACUUCCUCCGUGCCAUGACAACCCAUUUUAGGAAUGCUUGACUCUUGACUGUUCCGUCAUUAAAAAGCUAAGUAAAUGAAGCGAUAUAAGAGUGUGUAAGCUAUGCAUCUUCUGGCCUGCUUGUGCUUUAUGAAUACAGCCCUACGUGUCAAGCAUUUAAACAUUGGGAGCAAAAAAGCAGAAAUGUCUUUCAGCACUGGUUCAGUAGCAAUAGUUAGAAGGAAUAAUCUGCCUUGUUUACUAAGCUUUUGAUCCUUUUUUUAUUAUUAUUAUUAUUUGAGGAUAAAUGUGGUGCAUUGGAGCAUAAUCUUAGUAAAUCCAGCCAACUAAUUUAAAAAUAAUAAAAAUAUAUUUUUUAAAUAAAGGCACAUAUAAAGUAUAUUAUUAUUAUAUAUCAUGUUUGUUGCUGUUUUUACCCCUCCACUCCUAUAUGUUACCACUUCACGAGUAGGAAAAGGCUGAUUUGCCAAAGUGAAGAAUAAACCUUGAUGGUGGUUUGCUCGGUAGUACUGUUUUGCAGUAAAGGUGAAGAAAAAACCUUGGUCUGUCACUGUUAGCAUUUCAAUAAAACCACAGGGACCCUUGCAAUAGCAUGCAGAUUUUUCAAAACAAAUGAAUAAUGAGAUGAAUCCUCUUGAACUAAUAAUGGCUUUUAUUCAUGUAAACAGAUGAAUGUAAACAGAUUUCUGAAUUUCUGUAAACAGAUUUCUUGAAUUUGUAUUAUGCGUUGUUUUAGGUGUGGUCCAUGGUCUGCUCUUUCUUUAAAAGUAGUACCUUUUCCUGAAUAGAUCAGUUAUUCAUAUUCCGCCCUUCUUCAGAUCAGUUAGCCACACACAUCCUUGUGGAUACAUCAAUAAUAGCAAUGAAAUACAAAUCUUUAAUAAAAAUCUAGCAUUUUUUGUAAUAGCUAUAUAAAGAAAAAAAGUCUUUAGAUAUUUAUUUCUUGAACUUAACUGACUUGUGUACUUGAUGCUGUUUACAAAUUUACAAAUAAUGUAUUUUUAUGUCAUUUUAUAUUAAAGCAGGAAUAAAAAAAAAAAUAAUCAAGUAAAAAGUGCAAUUAGACUGGGGUACUUCCCAGUCCUGCCAUUCCAACAGAAAUUGUCCAGUAUCGGUGGUAAUUUAAUUAAGAGGCCAUUCAAUGUAUUUAUGUUUUAAUUUCACUUGUUCCUGACGUAAGUCUGCUUUUAACUUUUCAUUUUCGCCUAUAUCUAAACCUGUUUUCAUAAAACAUUAGCCAAUUACCAUUCUGAACUGUAAUGGUAAGACACUUUUCUUUCCAGCAGGCAGCAGAAAAUUAGGGUGUUUUGUCGUAUGAAGGUUUGGUCAGUUGGCAGUUGUGUCAUUUUUUUAAAAUCGUAUCUUUAAAUGAAUUAUCCACAUGGGCCCUGGAUCGUUCAUAAAUAUCCAGAUUAUUGUUUUUUAUUUAUUGUAUGUGACAGUCUUUGGCAUUCCAGGCAUCUCCCUGAAUAGGUUGCAGUUAAUGUAAAAUGUGGCGCCUAGAACAUACCAGCUCCAAAGCCACAUGUGAGAUGUUUCCAAUUAUAAAGUCUCAUAAUAGCGCUGCAUUUAUGAAGCUGUCUGAAAUUGUGAUGCUGUCUGUUUGAGUUCUGGCCUAUGCUUUCAAGACCAACCAACGAAGGUCACUUGGUAAUUUAAAAAAAAUUAAAACUGCUGAGCCAGUUGAUAUUUUGAAUUAGAGUUCUGGUAACAUUACCUCUUUGUCUAUAUUUUUAUUUGAAAUACUAAUUAUUUAUACACAGACUAUAAGAACAUGAAAGAAAAGGUAGCAGAUCUUCCUUUGGAGGUAAAUGUAUUUUAAAUACCUGUUGUUGUUGUCUUAUGCAUUUCAGAAAGUUGGACGUUGAGGAGUAAUUAUUUAUUUAAGGUUCUGUAAAUGACACUAUAAAAGUGUAAUAUGGUGGAGAAAGUUAGGUUAGGUUCCUUAUUACUGUCAGAAGCACACCUAAAGUAUUCUGUAUCUGUCUAUGUAUACUUACAGAUAUCAUAUUAUAUUGUGCUUAAUUCUGAGUUAUUUUUACAAUCGGUGUACAGUCAGUCAUUCAGUACCCAUGUGACCAUUGCAUGCCCAUAAAUAAGGUGUUGGUGUGCAUGUGUUAGGGGCACCAUUAUCCCCAUCCAAUUUAAGUUAUAUAAAUGUACAAAUAUAUUACACACGUACCAUGAUUAUUACAUUCCCCAAGAAGUGUUUUAUAAGAUGGUUGUUGCGUGCUUGUUUAUCACAUUGUCUUUGUUAUUGCUUGCAUCAUAAAAAAAAGUAUGUUACUUUCUUAUGUAAAACAUAAGUGCGAUUAUUUGUUUAAAAGAAUCAAAUUAUUGCCAAUAGUGACAAAUUCAGUGCUUGUUUCAUUCAUAGCUCUCAUCAUCGUCUCCACCGUUGAAAAUCAUUAUUAUUAAGCACACUCCUGCAGCCCACCCUUCUCUAAGCAGGAUCAGUGAGAAUUGUAAACAAAUAGGGGCUGAAUUAGGUUCAACAUCCCAAUCGCAUCCCCCAGAUAAAAAGAAAAAAAAGAACAUUUUAAAUGCGAUUUGUGCCACUUUUUUGUGUGAUGUGAAAUAAAACUGUUAAACAUAACUAGUAAAAAAAGCACGCCUUUGAGUCCUUAAAUUAUCUCUAUGAGUUGUUUACAACUAUUUGUUAUUAGAUUCACAGUUUUUUGCACUUAAACAAAAUUAUGAAGCUAAUUGCAUUUUGUUGUAAAUACCUUGAUGAAUCCUGCCCUAUGUGUUUUGUCCAACUGAUCUAAAUAAA